Molecule: messenger RNA, 1200 nt
Organism: Cucurbitaria berberidis CBS 394.84
Lineage: Eukaryota; Fungi; Ascomycota; Dothideomycetes; Pleosporales; Cucurbitariaceae
Product: acyl-CoA dehydrogenase NM domain-like protein
Exons: 7
Coding region: 1-1200 (399 amino acids)
Molecular function (GO): flavin adenine dinucleotide binding; acyl-CoA dehydrogenase activity
Source: RefSeq, a predicted model, not a curated record
AUGGAGAUGUCCGGCUUCACCGAGGCGCAACUAGAUGUGCGGGACGCUGUCUCGAAGAUUUGUGCCAACUACCCUGACGAGUAUUGGGCAGAACAUGACAACACAGGAGAGUAUCCGCAUGAGUUGCAUAGAGACUUAGCAAAAGAUGGGUGGAUAGGCAUCGCCUUACCAGAAGAGCUCGGAGGUGCUGGUCUUGGCAUUUCAGAGGCCACAAUGAUGCUACAUACUAUCGCUGAGAGCGGAGCCGGUAUUGCUGGAGCGCAGUCAAUCCACGCCAAUGUUUACGCAACGCAGCCUGUCGCAAGAUUUGCUACACCCGAGCAACGGCAGCGUAUGCUCCCCGAUUUGAUCAGUGGUAAGACGAGAACCUGCUUUGGCGUGACCGAACCAAACACCGGCCUCGAAACACUCAAACUGCGGACUGUCGCAAAGAAGGACGGCGACAGCUACCUCAUUUCCGGUCAGAAAAUAUGGAUCUCAUCCGCACAAGUGGCAACCAAAAUGGUUUUACUAGCUCGUACAACAGCUUUAGAAGAUGUCCAGAAACCCUCAGAAGGCCUCUCCCUCUUCUUCGUCGAUCUCGAUAAAUCAGCACCCGGCCUAGAGCUAAAGAAGAUCAAGAAAAUGGGCGGCCGAGCCAUUGACGCGAAUGAAGUCUUCUUCGACAACUUUCGCGUCCCGGCAGAUAGCCUAAUUGGAAAGGAAGGACAGGGAUUCAAGAUUGUCCUACACGGCAUGAACGCCGAACGCUGUCUCCUCGCCGGCGAAGCCCUCGGCCUAGGCUAUGUUGCCUUGAAACGCGCCACCGCCUACGCAAAAGAGCGCAUCGUCUUCGGUCGCCCGAUCGGCAUGAACCAGGGCAUUCAGCAUCCUCUCGCUUCCGCAUAUAUGCAUCUCGAAGCAGCUAAAUUGGCCACGUACCAUGCUGCAAGACUAUAUGAUAACAGUAAGAAGGAUGAGAGUAUCACACAGCAUGCGGUGGGUGUGGCGUGUAACAGUGCGAAAUAUUUAGCGGCUGAGGCAGCGUUUACUGCAUGCGAAAGAGCCGUCCUCACACACGGUGGUAUGGGAUAUGCGCAAGAGUAUCACGUGGAGAGAUACAUGAGGGAGGUCUUUGUACCGCGGAUAGCGCCAAUCAGUCGGGAGAUGAUUAUGAACUACAUCGCCGAGAAAGCUCUUGAUCUUCCUCGCAGCUACUAG